Messenger RNA from Belonocnema kinseyi, 2645 nucleotides. RefSeq names its product cytochrome b561 domain-containing protein 2-like. The transcript has 3 exons. Bases 243 to 944 code for a protein of 233 amino acids. Gene Ontology annotation, molecular function: transmembrane monodehydroascorbate reductase activity. The record is from RefSeq and is a predicted model, not a curated record. NCBI's taxonomy places the organism in Eukaryota, Metazoa, Arthropoda, Insecta, Hymenoptera, Cynipidae.
UCACAGUAGGAGGAUUCAGUCAUUCAGUUUCAGUCAGUUUCAGUCCAACUUCACCGAUAGUGUCCCAUAAGUCACGCGCGCGACUUCUCUUAACUACCCAUGGAAUUUAACUUCGUUUAAUUUAAUUUCAUUUCAUUACAAUUCAGUGCGUGAAUAUCCUGCGCCAAUAUUCUUCACUAAAAUACGGUAUUCACAGAUUUUGAGCGCGAGACUUGGGCGCGAGGGACGAACUGGAUUCUGAAAUGAAGACUGAACACGCGAGCGGCAAAGAGCCACCAGGUUCCUUGACUCUUGGAUUUUCGUUUCUAACUCAUUUGUUGCUAGUAUUACCAAUUUUAUACAUACUGGUUGUUGGUUUUCAUAGACCAGAAAAAUUAUUUUCUUGGCAUCCAAUUUGUAUGGCAUUAGGGACACUCAUCAUCCUGGAGGCAGUUUUCAGCAUAUCUGGUGAGGCCCUUCUUACCCACAGGCUAUCUCGACCAAAUAGAAUAACCAUCCACUGGAUAAUGCUGACCAUAGGAUUGCUGUUAAUUCUCUGCGGUUUCAUAAUUGCCAUCGUUAAUAAAAACCUUGAGAACAAAAAUCAUUUUGAAUCUUUCCAUUCAAUUUGGAGUCUCAUCACGAUUAUUUUAGCAGCCUCAGUAGCUCUUUUUGGAGUUGCUGCUAACAAUACAAGAUGGCUUUAUCCAAGAGUGAGACCAGUCCUGAUUAAAGUUCUUCACGCCUUGGGAGGGAUUAUGAUUACAAUUUUAUUUAUCACGGCCAUAAUCAGUGGAACAUAUCGAAACUGGCUGAAAAAUCAACAAGUCGGGGACCACGAGCUUGGAAGACAACUCGUUUUUGCAUCCCUCUUCAUCGGAGGAAUCCUGGUGCUUUUUAAACCAAUCCUGGGAGCUGUUUCUAGGACAGCGGUAUUAGUAAAAACCCCUCAACCAUCCACGUGACCUGACCUCUGAAAGAGCCAAAACAAUUUCACCCAAAGAAGCUAAAAUUAUAGGGCUCAGGAUUUUCCUUUUUUGACGUGUCGAGUCAUCACUAAUAGCUGUGUAUGCAAUAUGCACGGUUAAAAAAUAACAAUAUACCCGCAUUGGUAUUUAUUUAAAAAAAAAACCAUUCUCUUAAAUCAUUAUCAAAAUCCUUGAGUUAAAAGAAACUGUUUUGCUCUUUAGACUUUUUUCGUAGGACAAACUGUUUUUAAGGUAGAAUAUUAAACAUUUUUUUUAAACAAAAUUUACACGAUCUACAAAGUUAUGUCAAAAAUUUUUGCUAAAAAAUUGAAAUUUGUACAUUGUCUAAAUUUUACCUCAAAAUAGACAAUGUGCAAGUUUCAGUUUGUUUCGAGAGAUAGUUUUGGAGAUACUUUUCAAAUAAUAGUUUUAUUAUGCCAAAUUAAUAACGCUUGCAUUUGAAACGGGUUCAUACUACAAGAAAAAGAUCAAACAACAAAAAAGUUUUAUUUUCGUCAAAUAUGUGAAAAAUUCUUUUUUUUCACGAGGUAAUAAAAUUGUUUACACAAUAAUGGCCAAGAAUUGUGCAUACAAAGUUAUUAGUUGCGACUAUGCUAUCCGAUUAUUUUUAUUUCUUCAUUAUAAAAUCAUGAAUUAUCGAGUUGUUAAUGUUUUUAACAACAUUUUAGUAAUAAGAAUCGUUUUAUUCCUGAGCGCCUUAAGUACAUCAAAUCUCAGCUGCAUCGCCCUCAUUUGAAAUUGAGGCAUAUAUCUAUUUCCGUUCUUUGUUACGCGAAUUAGCACGUAUCAAGAACUAUCUGACGGAAACGAGGAAUAUUUUAGUGUUAUAGUACGUGGAAUUUCUGGGAGGCUGAAGGCAUAAUUGAGUCACAGGAAAUGAUACCAAUUUAGUAUAGAAGAAGCAUGUAAUUUUAAUUGUUAUAACUCAACAAUGGGGCUACGUGUUACAACUUCCUUUUUAAUAUCCUUUUCAAGAUAUGAUAAGGGAAUGUCUAAUAAUUAAAAAAAAAAUUAAUUUCUCGACCCUCCCCCCCUCAAUUGUAAGGAUUCUUAAGAUUUGUGGGACUCCUCGUCCUUCUUACGUAAAAUUACACUCAUCUUCCGCUAUAAGACUGGCUGCGGGAAUUGGACGCAUGAAGCAACAUGAUGCAACUAACACGAUGAGAGUGCGACCCUCGAGCUGUUUGUUACGCUUAAAUGAGCUCAUCCUCUCUUCCGGCCCCGCGCUUCCUCUCAUCAGGAAACUAAGGAGGUUAUCAGUUCUUGGAAUAUCGCAAGCCCGGGGGUCUCAUAUCAGGAGUACAGUGGAUAAAUUUUUUGCAAUAUUCCAAAAAUAAUCUCAAAUUUUCGAAGGAUUUUACCAGAUUUUAAGGCAAUUCAAGAAGUUUAAUCACAUUUCAAUAGGUUUUAUGAAAUUUUAAGAGAUUUCGAAAUAUUUCAAAACAAUACAAGAGGCUUUUAAGGGAUUUUGAAAAUGCCGAAGUAUUUUCACGAAUUUUGAAGAUUCCAAGGGAAUUAAGUAUGAUUUCAUAAGGUUCUAAAGGAUAUAGUAAGAUCAUUAUCGACUCUAAUGUGAAUUAACAAACCUUAUUGACAGAUCCUUUAAAUUCGUAGAUGUAGUUACAAAGGAUGUUAAAAAAUCUUACAGGAUUUGAAGAAAUCUAAAGGAGUUUUAAA